Cornus florida is the source of this 1537-nucleotide messenger RNA. Its product is annotated as mitochondrial arginine transporter BAC2. Gene Ontology annotation, biological process: transport. NCBI's taxonomy places the organism in Eukaryota, Viridiplantae, Streptophyta, Magnoliopsida, Cornales, Cornaceae. Gene Ontology annotation, molecular function: transmembrane transporter activity. The coding region runs from base 251 to 1381 and encodes 376 amino acids. The transcript has 7 exons. The record is from RefSeq and is a predicted model, not a curated record.
GUUUCAAAUAAAUUUUUAUUUUUAAAAACUGAACAGGGCAAUAUUCUCUUCUCCGUUUCAGUCGCUCACUAGUCCACUCCACACUACUUCUCUCUCAAAUCACCAACUAUAUAUAUGUAUAUAUAAGACAGUUGCGAAGUAUUAUCAAACGAAGAGUAAUGAGAUAGUUAGAAAGAACUUUGCAUCACCCCUCACCAAAAAUCUGCUCCAAGAAGCAGUAUUUCACUUCCUCUUUGCUGAAAAUAUUGAGAUGGAUGAACUGUUGAAGAACCAGAUUUUUGCAACCCAUGCGAUUGCUGCUGCAGGGUCUGUUGCAUUAGGCACUGCUCUCACAUACCCUCUUGACACUAUCAAAAUCCUUGUACAGGUUGGGUCAGGUUCCGGUAAACAAUUGACUACAGCUCAGGCUCUUGCUAGAGUUCGAUCUUUAUCAGGAAAUUCAGGUUUAUACAAUGGCCUUGGAUGGUUGACAUUGGGGAGAGUUUUAGGUUUGGGAGCACGAUUUGGUGUGUAUGAAAUUCUAACAGCUUUGUACAAAGAUGGUCGUGAAGACAAUUAUAUAUAUGUCUCUGAGGCUCUUAUGGCAGGAAUUGCUGCUGGUGCCGUGGAAUCAUUUGUAAGCUCUCCAUUUGAACUUAUUAAACUUCGUGCACAGGUUACUUCUGCUUCUCGUUUUCCGAAGUCUACCCAUGUUGUAGAAAAGAGUGUUGUUUCACCUUUGAUUGAGAGAUUACUGCACGGGUAUUCUCCAGACACGAGGGCAUUGAACCAUUCUGUUGGCCUUUUGUCCACCUUGACCACCAAAACUUCCAAUCUGAUUGGUGCCCUAAAAGAGUACCCGUGGAUGAUGACUGGGUCUGGGAGGGCUCCAUCUGUGUGCGAUGUCAGAAGGCUGUCAGACAUCAUCUCUUUGGAAGGAUGGGGUGCCUUAUGGAGAGGUCUCAGGUCAGGAGUAGUUCGAGAUUGCAUUUUUGGCGGCAUAUUCUUUUCAAGUUGGCAAUUCCUGCACGGAGUGAUGCUUGAUUGGAAGGCAGUUGGAAUGGAUCCUAUACCCAGGUCUGAUGAAGAAAUAGGUCCACUGCCUCCUUUAGCUGUUAGUCUUGCAGCUGGAUUUUCUGGCUCAAUAGCUGCUGCUGCUUCUCAUUGUUUUGACACUGCCAGAGGUCGAUCACAAUGUAUUGUGCUGCCCAAGUACAUAUCCAUGGAGAGGAGGCUUCUGAAAUGGAAUCUACCAGGGAAGAGGUUUGAGAGACUUACCGGCAUUCACCCUUCGGACAGGAAUCUUUUGUUCCGUGGGCUUUCGUUGCGGAUGGCUCGUAGUGGAAUUUCCUCAUUUCUAAUUGUGGGAAGCUACUUCUGGGCCAUUGAUCAUCUGGUUUAGGGGUGAAUGAUGACAAGUUAUUUAAAUUUUUUUGAAGUGCAGUGAACUUCCUAUUAGCUUGACAUUGAACUUGGAACUUCAUAUUAAGAUACUAAUGAAAGUCUAUUUGUUUUGACCUUUUUAAUUUGAGAAAAUAGGCAUAUCUUGAAACCCUGA